UGAGUGUCCUCCGCCGCCCGCCCGCCCGCCCGCCCGGCAGCCCGGCCGGCGCGCGCACGCCGCGAGCCGCUGGCGCUCGGGGCUCCGCUCGGAUCUCAUGCAACAGCCAGGAUGUGAAGCGGGGCAGAGCCGGGGGAGCCCCGCCAGCCAGCCCGCUGCAGACGCUGCCCCUGCUGACGCCCAGUGAGGAGCCUCCCUUCCAGAGCCGGGGCCCAGCCCCUCGGGGCGGAGGGCGGAGGGCGGAGGUCGGCGGUCACCGACAACCGGCAAGCAUGGCGCCCGCCUGGGGCCCUGGCGUGGUGUCCGCGGUGGGCCCCGUGGGCCUUGUCCUGGUCCUGCUGGUUGGAGGCUGUGCUGCGGAAGAGCCCCCCAGGUUCAUCAAAGAACCCAAGGACCAGAUCGGCGUGUCGGGCGGCGUGGCCUCCUUCGUGUGCCAGGCCACGGGCGACCCCAGGCCCCGAGUGACCUGGAACAAGAAGGGCAAGAAGGUGAACUCGCAGCGCUUCGAGACAAUUGAGUUCGACGAGAGCUCGGGGGCCGUGCUGAGGAUCCAGCCCCUGCGGACGCCCCGCGAUGAGAACGUGUACGAGUGUGUAGCCCAGAACUCGGUGGGGGAGAUCACAGUGCACGCCAAGCUCACCGUCCUUCGAGAGGACCAGCUGCCCCCCGGCUUCCCCAACAUUGACAUGGGUCCGCAGUUGAAGGUGGUGGAACGGACACGCACGGCCACCAUGCUCUGUGCGGCCAGUGGCAACCCAGACCCAGAGAUCACGUGGUUCAAGGACUUCCUCCCUGUGGACCCCAGCGCCAGCCACGGGCGCAUCAAGCAGCUGCGAUCCGGGGCCCUGCAGAUCGAGAGCAGCGAGGAGACGGAUCAGGGCAAAUACGAGUGCGUGGCCACCAACAGUGCCGGCGUCCGCUACUCCUCGCCUGCCAACCUCUACGUGCGAGUCCGCCGCGUGGCCCCCCGCUUCUCCAUCCUCCCCAUGAGCCACGAGAUCAUGCCGGGGGGCAACGUGAACAUCACCUGCGUGGCGGUGGGCUCACCCAUGCCCUAUGUCAAGUGGAUGCAGGGCGCCGAGGACCUGACGCCCGAGGACGACAUGCCCGUGGGCCGCAACGUGCUGGAGCUCACGGACGUCAAGGACUCGGCCAACUACACGUGUGUGGCCAUGUCCAGCCUGGGCGUCAUUGAGGCUGUGGCCCAGAUCACCGUGAAGUCGCUCCCCAAGGCCCCCGGGACGCCCGUGGUGACCGAGAACACGGCCACCAGCAUCACCAUCACGUGGGACUCCGGCAACCCGGACCCCGUGUCCUACUACGUCAUCGAGUACAAGUCCAAGAGCCAGGACGGACCCUACCAGAUCAAGGAGGACAUAACCACCACGCGCUACAGCAUCGGCGGCCUCAGCCCCAACUCCGAGUACGAGAUCUGGGUGUCGGCCGUGAACUCCAUCGGCCAGGGGCCCCCCAGCGAGUCGGUGGUGACGCGCACCGGCGAGCAGGCACCGGCCAGCGCUCCGCGCAACGUGCAGGCCCGCAUGCUCAGCGCCUCCACCAUGAUCGUGCAGUGGGAGGAGCCCGUGGAGCCCAACGGGCUGAUCCGCGGCUACCGCGUGUACUACACCAUGGAGCCCGAGCACCCCGUGGGCAACUGGCAGAAGCACAAUGUGGACGACAGCCUGCUGACCACCGUGGGCAGCCUGCUGGAGGACGAGACCUACACCGUGCGGGUGCUGGCCUUCACGUCCGUGGGUGACGGGCCGCUGUCGGACCCCAUCCAGGUCAAGACGCAGCAGGGAGUGCCCGGCCAGCCCAUGAACCUGCGGGCGGAGGCCAAGUCUGAGACCAGCAUCGGGCUGUCCUGGAGCCCCCCGCGGCAGGAGAGCAUCAUCAAGUACGAGCUGCUCUUCCGUGAGGGCGACCGUGGCCGCGAGGUGGGCAGGACCUUCGAUCCUGCAACAGCCUUCGUGGUGGACGACCUCAAGCCCAACACGGAGUACGCCUUCCGCCUGGCGGCGCGCUCCCCGCAGGGCCUGGGCGCCUUCACCGCGCCCGUAAGACAGCGCACGCUGCCGUCCAAACCGUCAGCCCCCCCUCAAGACGUUAAAUGUACCAGCAUGCGCUCCACGGCCAUUCUGGUAAGUUGGCGCCCGCCGCCGCCGGACACGCACAACGGGGCCCUAGUGGGCUACAGCGUCCGCUACCGACCGCUGGGCUCGGACGACCCGGAACCCAGGGAGGUGAAUGGCAUCCCCCCGACCACCACCCAGAUCCUCCUGGAAGCCCUGGAGAAGUGGACUGAAUACCGUAUCACUGCCGUCGCUCACACAGAGGUGGGGCCAGGGCCCGAGAGCUCGCCCGUGGUCAUCCGCACCGAGGAGGACGUGCCCAGCGCGCCGCCGCGGAAGGUGGAGGCGGAGGCGCUCAACGCCACGGCCAUCCGCGUGCUGUGGCGCUCGCCCGCGCCCGGCCGGCACCACGGUCAGAUCCGCGGCUACCAGGUCCACUACGUGCGCAUGGAGGGCGCCGAGGCCCGCGGGCCGCCGCGCAUCAAGGAUGUGAUGCUGGCCGACGCCCAGUGGGAGAUGGACGACACUGCAGAAUAUGAAAUGGUCAUCACAAACCUCGAGCCCGAGACCGCGUACUCCAUCACAGUAGCUGCCUAUACCAUGAAAGGCGAUGGUGCUCGCAGCAAACCCAAGGUGGUGGUGACCAAGGGAGCAGUGCUGGGCCGCCCCACCCUCACGGUGCAGCAGACCCCGGAGGGCAGCCUCCUGGCACGCUGGGAGCCCCCGGUCGGCGUCCCCGCCGAGGACCAAGUGCUGGGCUACCGCCUGCAGUUCGGCCGGGAGGACAGUGCCCCACUGGCCACACUGGAGUUCCCGGCCUCCGAGGACCACUACAUGGCGGCGGGCGUGCACAAGGGGGCCACCUACGUGUUCCGGCUGGCAGCGCGCAGCCGUGGCGGCCUGGGCGAGGAGGCGGCUGAGGUCCUGAGCAUCCCCGAGGACGCGCCCCGCGGCCACCCGCAGAUCCUGGAGGCAGCUGGCAACGCCUCAGCCGGCACUGUCCUGCUCCGCUGGCUGCCACCCGUGCCCGCCGAGCGCAACGGGGCCAUCGUCAAGUACACGGUGGCCGUGCGGGAGGCCGGCGCCCCAGGGCCCCCCCGAGAGACAGAGCUGCCCGCGGCGGCCGAGCCCGGGGCCGAGAACACGCUCACCCUGCGGGGCCUCAAGCCCGACACGGCCUAUGACCUGCAAGUGCGAGCCCACACGCGCCGCGGCCCCGGCCCCUACAGCCCCCCUGUCCGCUACCGCACGUUCCUGCGGGACCAAGUCUCCCCCAAGAACUUCAAGGUGAAGAUGAUCAUGAAGACCUCGGUGCUGCUCAGCUGGGAAUUUCCUGACAACUACAACUCGCCCACACCCUACAAGAUCCAGUACAACGGGCUGACCCUGGACGUGGACGGCCGUACCACCAAGAAGCUCAUCACGCACCUCAAGCCCCACACCUUCUACAACUUCGUGCUGACCAACCGCGGCAGCAGCCUGGGCGGCCUGCAGCAGACGGUCACCGCCUGGACGGCCUUCAACAUGCUCAGCGGCAAGCCGGGCGUCUCCCCCAAGCCUGACCCUGAUGGCUACAUCUUUGUGUACCUGCCUGAUGGCCAGAGCCCCGUGCCUGUGCAGAACUAUUUCAUCGUGAUGGUGCCGCUGCGCAAGUCUCGCGGAGGCCAGUUCCUCACCCCGCUGGGCAGCCCGGAGGACAUGGAUCUGGAGGAGCUCAUCCAGGACAUCUCGAGGCUCCAGAGGAGGAGCCUGCGGCACUCGCGCCAGCUGGAGGUGCCCCGGCCCUACAUCGCCGCCCGCUUCUCAGUCCUGCCCCAAGUCUUCCGUCCCGGGGACCAGAAGCAGUAUGGUGGCUUUGACAACCGGGGCCUGGAGCCUGGCCACCGAUACGUCCUUUUUGUGCUUGCUGUGCUGCAGAAGAGUGAACCCACGUUCGCGGCCAGCCCCUUCUCGGACCCCUUCCAGCUGGACAACCCCGACCCCCAGCCCAUCGUGGACGGCGAGGAGGGGCUCAUCUGGGUGAUCGGGCCGGUGCUGGCCGUGGUCUUCAUCAUCUGCAUCGUCAUCGCCAUCCUGCUGUACAAGAACAAGCCGGACAGCAAACGCAAGGACUCCGAACCCCGCACCAAAUGCCUGCUCAACAACGCCGACCUGGCCCCGCACCACCCCAAGGACCCCGUGGAAAUGAGGCGCAUUAACUUCCAGACGCCAGACUCGGGCCUCAGCAGCCCCCUCAGGGAGCCGGGGUUUCACUCGGAAAGUAUGCUCAGCCACCCGCCCAUCCCCAUCGCAGACAUGGCCGAGCACACGGAGCGCCUCAAAGCCAACGACAGCCUCAAGCUGUCCCAGGAGUACGAGUCCAUCGACCCUGGGCAGCAGUUCACGUGGGAGCACUCCAACCUGGAGGUGAACAAGCCCAAAAACCGCUACGCCAACGUCAUCGCCUACGACCACUCCCGAGUUAUCCUGCAGCCCAUCGAAGGCAUCGUGGGCAGUGAUUACAUCAACGCCAACUACGUGGACGGCUACCGGCGGCAGAACGCCUACAUCGCCACGCAGGGGCCCCUGCCGGAGACUUUCGGGGACUUCUGGCGGAUGGUGUGGGAGCAGCGGUCAGCCACCAUCGUCAUGAUGACGCGGCUGGAGGAGAAGUCGCGGAUAAAGUGUGACCAGUACUGGCCCAACCGAGGCACGGAGACCUACGGCUUCAUCCAGGUCACCCUGCUGGACACCAUCGAGCUGGCCACCUUCUGCGUGAGGACCUUCUCCUUGCACAAGAACGGCUCUAGCGAGAAGCGCGAGGUCCGCCAGUUCCAGUUCACGGCGUGGCCGGACCACGGGGUCCCCGAGUACCCGACGCCCUUCCUGGCUUUCCUGCGCCGGGUGAAGACCUGCAACCCGCCUGACGCCGGCCCCAUCGUGGUGCACUGCAGCGCCGGCGUGGGCCGCACAGGCUGCUUCAUCGUCAUCGACGCCAUGCUGGAGCGCAUCAAGCCCGAGAAGACGGUGGACGUGUACGGCCACGUGACACUCAUGCGCUCCCAGCGCAACUACAUGGUGCAGACCGAGGACCAGUACAGCUUCAUCCACGAGGCGCUGCUCGAGGCCGUGGGCUGCGGCAACACCGAGGUCCCCGCACGCAGCCUCUACAGCUACAUCCAGAAGCUGGCGCAGGUGGAGCCCGGCGAGCACGUCACCGGCAUGGAGCUGGAGUUCAAGCGCCUGGCGAACUCAAAGGCGCACACGUCCCGCUUCAUCAGUGCCAACCUGCCCUGCAACAAGUUCAAGAACCGCCUGGUGAACAUCAUGCCCUAUGAGAGCACCCGCGUCUGUCUGCAGCCCAUCCGAGGUGUGGAGGGCUCGGAUUACAUCAACGCCAGUUUCAUCGACGGCUACAGGCAGCAGAAGGCCUACAUCGCCACCCAGGGCCCCCUGGCGGAGACCACAGAGGACUUCUGGCGCAUGCUAUGGGAAAACAAUUCCACCAUCGUGGUGAUGCUAACUAAGCUUCGAGAGAUGGGCCGGGAGAAGUGUCACCAGUACUGGCCAGCCGAGCGCUCCGCCCGUUACCAGUACUUUGUGGUGGAUCCUAUGGCGGAGUACAACAUGCCACAGUACAUCCUCCGGGAGUUCAAGGUCACCGACGCCCGGGACGGCCAGUCACGCACCGUGCGGCAGUUCCAGUUCACCGACUGGCCGGAGCAGGGCGUGCCCAAGUCGGGCGAGGGCUUCAUUGACUUCAUCGGCCAGGUGCACAAGACCAAGGAGCAGUUCGGCCAGGACGGGCCCAUCUCGGUGCACUGCAGCGCUGGCGUGGGCAGGACGGGCGUGUUCAUCACCCUGAGCAUCGUGCUGGAGCGCAUGCGCUACGAGGGCGUGGUGGACAUUUUCCAGACCGUGAAGAUGCUGCGGACCCAGCGGCCGGCCAUGGUGCAGACGGAGGACGAGCACCACUUCUGCUACCAGGCGUCGCUCGAGUACCUCGGCAGCUUCGACCACUAUGCAACAUAAGCCAUGAGGUCCCGCCGAGGCCCGGCGGGCGGGCGGGCGGGCGGAUGGACGGGCUGCCGGGCUGCGGGGCCGGGUGGCCUCCGGACGCCCCACCUGAGCCGGCCCUCCGCCGUCACACACUUGGAACAUUCCUCGUUUCCUGCGAUUCCAAACCAAGACUGGGGUGGGGGUGGGGGGUCGGCACGCAGUCGGGGAUCCCCAGACCCCAGGGGGUGGGGUGCGGCCGGGGACCUUGCCCUGCCGGAGCCUCCUUCCCUGGGGCGCCGGGCCAGCGUGGGGGCGAGGGCGCAGCCCAGCUUUCUUUUCAACCUUUCAGUGUAACUGUAUCCGGUGACAUUUCUUUUUUUUUUUUUUUCUUUUUUUUUUUAAAUAGUGUAUUUUUUUCCAUUUUUUUUUAAAGAAGAAAAAACAAAAACAAACAAAAAAAAAGACUUGCCAGUCAGUGACUUUGAAAAAGAACAAUUUUGCUUUUCAUAUUCUGUUCAAAGACAGUCUAUUUUUUCACGGUAGAAAAUGACCUUUGUGAUCGAUUGGUCAGUCGGAGAACGCCUGCACCCAGGCCUGCGGCCACCCCCACUCAGGCUGGCUCCCCAGUUUCCCUGCCCAGCAUCGCAAGCUGUGCCUACCCCGCCCACCGCCCGCGUAAGAAUGAGGCCUCCUUGUCUUAUUUGUAUUCUUCCUUUGCCCCGACUUUUUUUUUUCUAUUAAAUUUUCAGACAUAUCAAGUACAGUCCUGAGGGUGGGGACAGCAGCUAGCUCAGACCCUCCAGGGACAGGGCCCCGUCCCCCCAUGGCAGCCCGAGCAUCCCUCUGCACCCGGAGGGCACCGGGCGGAUGCAAGGGCCCCACUGUGCCCUUUGCCCCGCAUAGCGGGGACCAGUGGGCACCAGCGCAGGUCCGGCUGCCCAUCCCGCCGGGUCUGCAUUGCUGUGACACUCACCCAGCGGACCCCUGGGUGGCUUCCACCUCUAUGUAGAUAAACCGACUUUGUAUUAAAGGGAGAUGACCGA
This is a messenger RNA of Cavia porcellus (domestic guinea pig), 7093 nucleotides long. RefSeq names its product protein tyrosine phosphatase receptor type S (gene Ptprs). The record is from RefSeq and is a predicted model, not a curated record. The coding region runs from base 273 to 6083 and encodes 1936 amino acids. NCBI's taxonomy places the organism in Eukaryota, Metazoa, Chordata, Mammalia, Rodentia, Caviidae. The transcript has 35 exons. Gene Ontology annotation, cellular component: signaling receptor complex. Gene Ontology annotation, biological process: peptidyl-tyrosine dephosphorylation involved in inactivation of protein kinase activity. Gene Ontology annotation, molecular function: protein binding; protein tyrosine phosphatase activity.